AUGCCGUUUACACAACUAUUGAGGAUGGAUGUAUUGGUAUUUUCGAAUCGCCAACUGGUAGAAUUUUUCGGUAAAUCUCUGAGUUUGAUAUGUGGUGCCCUGACCUGGCUCCGCGAACAUAAGUCAAAAUCGAUAGAAUCGCAAUUGAAAGAAGAUGGAGAAGACGAUGGAGCGCCCGACUGGGUGAAACAAUUUGCCAGGGACGAGAAGAAGCAGAAUCUAUUGCAAGAGAAGGCUGAUAUGGAAGCUCGGCUUGCGGAUAUUCGGGAGAAGGAGAAAAGGGAGAAGCAGCUCGCGAACAGCAGUUCAAAUCUGAAGAUAAAACGACGGUACAUUGCUGUAUGGUUAACUGGUGAACAGAAAGGCGAAAUAGAAGUUGAGGUUGAUGGUAACGGCGAUGAAGCCCAGUUUUGUUUAGAAGAUUAUGAGAGCGGGGACGAAGACGGUGGUGCUCAGGGUUCUCUGGGAGGCGAUGCGCUCUCACCAGCGAUCUUUUACUGCUCCAGAACUCAUUCUCAGCUGACCCAGUUCAUCAACGAACUCCGCCGUGUCAAGUUUCCUCCGUCUUCCCCUGGAGGAGAGGGUUCGGCUUUGGAGGAAGAAGUGAAACAUUUAUCGCUCGGCUCGAGGAAAAAUCUCUGCAUAAAUCCCAAAGUUACAAAGCUUGGGAACCCCACUGCCAUCAACGAGAGAUGUUUGGAGCUACAGCGAUCAGGGGCUUCUGAAGCAUCACGGUGCGAAUUUCUCCCGGGAAGGGAUGACCAAGUAGCUGUGCGUGAUUUCAGGGACCAUACACUUGCCAAGAUCCGUGAUAUCGAAGAUUUGGCAUCCCUUGGAAGAAAGAUGGGUAUUUGUCCAUACUACGCAUCAAGACCCACGAUAAAGCCUAGUGAGAUAGUCACCUUGCCCUACCCACUCUUGCUUCAGAAAUCAGCUCGCGAGGCGCUUGAUCUUUCUCUAAAGGGCCAUAUAGUUAUCGUAGACGAAGCACAUAACUUGAUAAACGCGAUAUCGUCAAUUUACUCUAUUACGGUUUCUCUAGCUCAGCUGCAGCGCUCCAAAUCUCAACUCGACAUUUAUUUGGCAAGGUUUAAAAAUAGACUAAAGGGUAAGAACAAAGUCUACGUCAUGCAGACCUUGCGAAUCAUAGCGUCGCUCGCAUCAUACCUAGAAGAAAUCUCCAAGAAAUCCAAAGAAGGAGUUAUCGCUCCAGGCGACCUUCUGGCUAUGCAAGGGAUCGACCAGGUCAACUUCUACAAACUCCAAACAUACCUUAACGAGAGCAAGCUAGCGCGCAAAGUGGAAGGCUACAUCGUGCAUAAGCAGGCCAAAGAGCAGGAGAAGAACAAGCUACCUAACAAACCCGGAGGAGCCAAGGCCCUCCAGCCAACAGCUUCCAUACCCGUUCUAACGCAUAUCCAGGGCUUCUUGCUGGCCUUGACAAACCCUUCUGCGGAGGGAAAGCUUUUCCAUGGUAAAACCGAGGAUAAAAAUGAUACAUGUCUCAGGUAUAUGCUGUUGGAUCCAGCUCACCAUUUCCAGGAAAUCGUGGAGGAAGCUAGGGCAGUAAUACUAGCCGGCGGAACAAUGGAGCCGAUGAACGACUACACAAACCACCUUUUCCCUUACCUGCCAAAGGAAAAGAUACGCACGUUAUCCUGCGGACAUGUCAUCCCGAAAGAGAACCUAACUGCUUUACCGGUAACUAAAGGACCAGGUGGAAGGGAGUUUGAGUUCACCUUUGAGAAACGAAUGCAGCCUGCCAUGAUUGAGGAGCUGGGUAGGGCUAUCGUAAACCUCUGUCAAGUGAUCCCGCAUGGGGUCGUUUGCUUCUUUCCCAGUUAUGCAUAUUUGGAAUUCGUUGUUUCCCAAUGGCGCAAGAAGCCCACCCCCGCAUCCAACACUGCCGCCAAAUCCCUCUGGGAACGUCUCGAAGAUCGAAAAACGGUCUUCCGGGAGUCCAGUGACGGAAGCAGUGUUGAAGAAGUGCUCAGAGAGUAUGCGCAAGCGAUAGACAGCGGCAAAGGAGGUCUUCUCCUGUCAGUUGUUGGCGGGAAAAUGUCAGAAGGGAUAAACUUCAACGACAAUCUUGGCCGUGGGAUCAUCAUGGUCGGUUUGCCCUUCCCCAAUAGCAAUACCGCUGAGUGGCGGGCAAAGCUGGAACAUGCGGAGAAGGCGGCUGGUAGGGAAUUCUACGAGAACGCUUGCAUGAGGGCCGUCAACCAGAGCAUUGGUAGGGCUAUUAGACACAGAGAGGAUUACGCCGUAAUCGCGCUCUUUGACAGAAGGUAUUCCACGGACAGGAUAGCUUCAAAGCUUCCCAAGUGGAUUCAGAAUGGCCUCGUGCGAGGUCCCGUGGAUAAGGUGUUUGGGGAAGUCAUGGUAAUCACUAGUAGGUUCUUCAAGACGAGGGACGCGUUGUGA
Molecule: messenger RNA, 2424 nt
Organism: Tuber melanosporum (Perigord truffle)
Lineage: Eukaryota; Fungi; Ascomycota; Pezizomycetes; Pezizales; Tuberaceae
Exons: 12
Coding region: 1-2424 (807 amino acids)
Biological process (GO): establishment of sister chromatid cohesion; nucleobase-containing compound metabolic process
Cellular component (GO): nucleus
Molecular function (GO): hydrolase activity, acting on acid anhydrides, in phosphorus-containing anhydrides; DNA helicase activity; DNA binding
Source: RefSeq, a predicted model, not a curated record